AUGCCGAGCCUGAUUCCACGGUGGAAGAAGAAGAAGCCUUCAACUUUCAGAGACUUGUCGCCUUCAGAUAGGGAUUACCUCGUUGGUAUGCUUCAAGCUACACCGCCGAAUCAGUCGGAAGCAAGUAGCCAACCCCUACAGCAUCAAGAGGAGCCAGAAUUACAUUCCCAAGACGAACCAGCACCAACACAAUCCCCUCCUACACCACCUCCAGACGAACCAACCAUCCCAAAGCCAACCUUCGAAUCAUCCCUCCGAAUGGCCAACGAAACCGUAAAAUGCUGGGAAAGACGCGACACCCGAAUCGCCAACUCGAUUAAAGCAAAACUGGCAAGCAAAUUUUCCCUAGAGAUCAACUCUUACAUGAAAGAGUACGCGGCAAAGACGAGGGCAGUAUCGUCUCGGCAACACAUUCAUCGUAUUGUUGAGCAGUGUGUGUUGGCGAGACGGAAUUUGAGAGAAAUUAGGGAUUUGUUGCAGGAUUUGCAGGAUUAUGACCCGGUUGAUGAUGUUACUAGAAUGUUGAUGGAGGAGACGUGGCGGGUUAUGGUGAGUCUUGAGCAUGAUAAUUGGAUUGAGGUUGAGUAUGCGCUGGAGAAUCAGUAA
This is a messenger RNA of Penicillium cataractarum, 606 nucleotides long. RefSeq lists its product as uncharacterized. The coding region runs from base 1 to 606 and encodes 201 amino acids. The record is from RefSeq and is a predicted model, not a curated record. The transcript has a single exon. Lineage: Eukaryota; Fungi; Ascomycota; Eurotiomycetes; Eurotiales; Aspergillaceae.